GUGAGCUUGCUACAAAGGAGAAGUAUGACUUUCAAUUACAAAAUUCUUCUCUUACUAGCUCUAUGCAUUUGUAAUGCUGAAUCUGCAAAUCCCUUGGGGCAGUUUUGCAAUACAGACACUAAUAUUGGUAGCCAAAUAUCAGCUAAUAUUGAUCGUUUAUUAGCUGAAUUGGUUUCCAAAACCCCCUCCAAUGGUUUUAUUGCUACUUCAUAUGGUAAAAACCAAUAUCGAGUUUUUGGCCUGGCUCAAUGUAGAGGGGAUGUGAGCAGAAUAGACUGCUCAAGUUGCAUCCAAGAUGCAGCAAAGCAAAUCCGCCAACGUUGUCCCAACCAAGCCGAUGCAAGAAUUUGGUAUGACUAUUGCUUUUUACGUUAUAACACUAAAAGCUUCAUUGGAGAAAUUGAUACAUAUAAUGGUAUAUUAUAUGGGAAUGUGGAAAAUGUAACUGAUCCUGAUACUUUUAACAAAGAACUAGGAACUCUGUUUGAUCAGAUUAGAGCACAAGCUGUUGAGACUAGGAAUGAAGGGCUUGGGAAAGGUAAGACCAAGUUGUCAACAUUUGUGACACUGUAUGCAUUGGUGCAAUGCACAAGAGACCUGGCUCUGGUAGAUUGUGCACAGUGUCUGGCCAUUGCUGCGGGAAAUUUUGAAAAAUUUUGUAAAGACCGAAAAGGAUGCAGAGUUCUAUAUAGCAGUUGUUAUGUCCGAUAUGAGCUCUAUCCAUUCUUCUUUCCUCUUGAUUCAAAGCCAAACGAUACUCUGGCUGAUACUGUUAUGGUCAUACUGCCAUAGUCCCUAUGCCAAAUCAGCCCUUGUUAAGGAAAUAAGGAUGUUACAAUAACUCCUUGAAAGUUCCAUUUGAAUAAGUAUUGCUAUUUGUGACAUUUACAUGUUUGAAUUGAAGCCACGGGCACGAGGGCUUCACGUUAAGUGGCACUUCCUUGUGUUUCCAAUGAGCCAAGGUCUUUUGUUAAAUAUUUUUAUGUUCUAAUUCCAAGUAUUUGUGUUUA
This is a messenger RNA of Quercus lobata, 1010 nucleotides long. Its product is annotated as cysteine-rich repeat secretory protein 55-like. Bases 25 to 792 code for a protein of 255 amino acids. The transcript has a single exon. The record is from RefSeq and is a predicted model, not a curated record. Lineage: Eukaryota; Viridiplantae; Streptophyta; Magnoliopsida; Fagales; Fagaceae.